Molecule: messenger RNA, 2444 nt
Organism: Prunus dulcis (almond)
Lineage: Eukaryota; Viridiplantae; Streptophyta; Magnoliopsida; Rosales; Rosaceae
Exons: 11
Coding region: 33-2051 (672 amino acids)
Source: RefSeq, a predicted model, not a curated record
UGAAGCUUUCGCCUUUCCUCGUCGAUUUGAAAAUGUGCAGUGAUUCGAAGCUCUCGCGGCUCUGCCGUUUGGUCGAUGACUGUCUCCGUCCGUACACUGAAUCCGGUGUCGUUUUGGUGACCAAAGAGCGAGAAAUCCUGGUCACUCUCUCUCAGCUUCUUCGACAAGUCAAGCUCUUGACCCAAGCACUUGACUCCGACUCUGAAAAUGGCCCAGUGAUAGGAUUGGAUUGUGAGAGUGAUUGCAUGUGUCUAACUAAAAUCGUAACUCACUUGAUAGUUUUGUUAACAGUGGAGAGUCAAUAUGUCAAGCAUCUGACGUGCAACGUUCUAGUUGCUGUCUCAGAAUUCCUUGCUGCUUUGGGAAGCAACUGGGGUGCCUUUAUUCAUUUGUUGUGUGUUUGUGUGGAUUUGGCGAUCACUGUGGCGAUUCAAUGUACUUCAUCACAUUUGACAACUGAAGCUGAUGAUCAUCACUCUGGUUCAUCAAGUUUAGUUCUUGUGUUAAAACGUAAGCUGGAAAAUGCUGACUGGUCUGUCGCAGCUGGUGUUGUUCGAGUUUUACGUGAUAUACGAAAAUAUUUGAAGACUGAAGAUGAUGAUGUACUUGUUGAACUGUUCUUUGAUAAUGUCAAUUCUGUUCUUUCAACCGUCCCUUGGAAUUUAUUACAAGGGAUUCAUGUUGGACCAAAUCUUGUUGCUCAGAAAAGCUCUGGUGCGGAUGUUUUAUUUCAAAGAUCCUUGUUUCUGGGAAACUUGGUUCAGUUUCUCUGUUCCUUGGCUGAGCAAAGUGGUUCUAUGGAAGCUGCAAGUGGAUCUGUAGACAGGCAUCAUCCAAUUAUUUCUACAAUCAUCAACCUUGUACCUACGCUUUUAUGUUCGUGCCUUGAUGAGCAAGCAGAUUGUGUUAACUUUAACAAGUGCAUCUCUCAAUACUUUAGACACAAGUUAUUGGUGCUCAUGAUCAGGCUCAUUUUCCGAACUUGUCAGGAAUUCUCAAUUCCUGUUACAUGGUUGCAACUUAUUCAUAAGUACUUUGAAGAUGUUUUGCGGAAUCCCAUUACUCUCAAGAAUGAUCAGGAUGAUUGUCUGGAAGGCUCUCCGUUUCUUUCCAGUGUUUCUGAUGCAGAAGUAAAUAGUCUGUCUUCUCGCCAUCUGCAAAGACAGGCUGUUUUCCUUUUCCUGAGGUGUUCUUUUAGCUUGAUUAGCACAAAAGGAGGCACUAACAAGAAAUGUGCUUGUACAACUUGGAACUUACGCUUGACCUGUGAUUCAAAUGCAGAGCUUCUGUGUUGUGGAAGAAAGAAAGGUCUCUUGGAGCUUUAUAACUGGCUUCAAGGGCAUCUUCCAGCUAAUAUGACAGUGGACCAUGAAAUGUAUUUUGUAGAAUGUGUUGACUUUGCCAAAUCCUUCAUCCAACUGUAUAUCAAAGAGGAUGAUGUAUUAUUCAAAGUGCUCUUGCAUCUGCUUUGUGUACCAUGUUGUGCAGAACAGGAUGAAAAGGAAAAGGUUGCAUUGGAGGAUUCGAAUGGCAAUUUACUUUUCCGUGUCUCAGAUCUUUUCAAUCCUGUACUCUUGUUCCAUCUUUUCCUAUUAGAGUUGAGCUAUGACCAUCAGGUGCUUCUUGAUUACCUUAUUUCAAAAGAUACUGGAAUCAGUUGUGCAGAAUAUCUUUUAAGGUGCUUGCGUAAAGUGUGUGAUUCAUGGAGCUUAUUUGUGGAAUUUCUAGUGGGUGGGCAAGCUACAAAUCAAUCAUUUUGCAAGAAAAGAAAAGUUUCAUUGGGUGGCUCGAGUUCCUGCGGGGAGGAUUCUCUUGCACCAACAAAAAAUCAUCUUACAUUUCUUGAUGAUGAACCUGAUGAAGAAAAUGAAAAUGGCUGCAAGCACACCCAAAAUGGAGGACAGUAUUUCAAAGAAGCCAAAGAGUGCUUACUUUCACUUAAAAUUUCUAUUGAAGGUCUACACCAAAAGAAUCUGUUUCCCUACAAUCCUAAUGUUCUUCUGAACCGCUUAACAAGAUUUCAGGAACUCUGUUUUGAGGAAGAGAAAUAAACUUCUAAAAGAAUGAACUUAUCAGCACAGAUUUUUGCAGAGCAUCAUUUAUUCCUUUGAGUUGAAGUGAUAAAAUGAGAUCUUGCCAACCAAUGAGGCCAAGUCUCGACGAAAACUCUUUGAGUCAGGCAACUGGGCCACAGUCAGACAAUGUUGGAAAGAGUGCUUUGAGAUCCUCAUGACUCUUUGAGGCCAUAUAUGGAGAUUUUUAAGAAGUGAAUGCACUUUGUGGAUGAACGUUGUCACAUUGAGCAGUGAAGGAAUAGAAGAACAAGCUUUGUAGUUAAGGUAAUUUAGAUUCUAUGUGUAGAAUUUCCAAUUUUUUUUUCGUCAACAAGGAUAGGCGAAGAAAUCUAAUUCGUAGCAUAGUUAAAUCCACCAGAUGAAGUCAAA